CCCACUUCAAGCGUGUUAGAUCGAUACCAGACGCCACAUCCGAAUCUCCAUGGAACCACAACCUGUUGAACACUCCACAAGGGGAGAACGCAUGCCCACGCUGUGUAGUGCGACCAUAGCGAUAGUCACCUACUUCCGUACAGAACCCAAAGUUUGUUGGUAUCAACAGUGCACAGGAUUGUGGAACACACAUUUCACAAGUUCCCGCCAAGAUGAACGGUCACGCGGGAAAGGGUACGUCCAUGCGACCCACGUCCAAGUUUACGUCUUCUAGUAGGAAGUCUGUACUGCAGGGUACGAAGAACUUUGUCUGGGAUCGGGAGGAGCUCUCGUCCAAUUUACCGUAUCGGGAUCACAACUACGACAUCCCGUUCAAUCGGCCCCCGAAUGAGGUCAACUUUUUGGGUGGGUUGGGCAGCAAGAAGCCCCACUUUCGCUCGAAGGUUCAUCCGCAGCGGUUUUCGACAGUGCAGAAGUUGAUGCGCAUGCGGACCUCAAACCGGAUCCUGGAGACGCUGACGGAGGACUUGCGACAGGUGAAUAUGUGUCGACGAGGGGGUGCGGAGAAGAGGAAAAAGGAUCGAAAUGUGGGGGCGUUUAUCAAGAAGAUGACGGACGAGCUGCAACUGGCGGGGAACGUGGAGAAGUCAACGCCGUCGGAGCAGUCCGAGGUGCAGUUCAACGCGAGCAGCAGGAAGAACUUGUCGAAUGAUGAUUACAAAGAUAUGAUAAAGAAGCUUGAUCGGAUGCUGCUUGAUGAUCAGUGUCCGAGUACGAGCCACGGGACGCUGUUCAGGGAUUGGGCUACGAGAGAGAGGUACAACUUUAAGAACAAGAGUAACAUUGCCAUGAUGAAGCGGGAGAAAGAGACGUUUCAGUCGGAGUUGGGGUCUUCGGUUGACACGAGAUCGAUGGACUACAUAACACAGGAGGGGAGGAGAAUUACAAAGGUCCGUAAGGCGACGAAGAUCCCGCACAUCGAGGGACACAUGUACGGCCCUUUUACCAAGUUACCUCGGCUGGAUCCACUGCUGGAGAGUGAGACCAAGUUUGGGAUUCCGUUGAGUUUGUUGGUCCGAUCGUACCGUGAGAUGGAUUCCGCAAAGGAGGGCGAACGGAACGUGAUCAACAACCGGUUGGCACACAUGCGGAUCCCGCUCUGCCCGAAGAGCAGUGAUGAAUCCUCAGACGAUGACGACAAGAUGGAGGAGGUGAAGAUUUUGUCGUUUCUGCGAACGCCAUACUUUCGAAUCCCGACGGUGCGAACGCAGCGGAAACGCCGCAAAGACCGGCUCCGCAGCCGUUGGUUGAAGAAGGAUCGUUUGAAGCGAAUCACUAUGCUCUUGUACGAUCGGUCCGAGGAAAACUUGAAAGUGAAGAAGCGUCAGCAAAGACUCGAUUCCGGGUCAGAUUCCGGUGAUUCAGCCCAGCAACGAAGACGUGCCUCGUCCAGGCAGUCCAAGCUGGACGACCAACCUCAGCUGUCGGAGAAACGAAAGCGGUAUUACGAGUUCAUCGAAGAAAAGUCCCGCGAAUAUCGGCGGAUGUACGAUGAGUGUCUCCAGAAGCGGAUGACCACGUUUCAGGACUUUAAAAGUAGCGAGGUACCGCUGGAUGACAAGCUUUCUGAGACGUCACGGUCCAAGUCUAGACUACAAAAGCUAAAGACUCCGGAGGAGGUAAAACCUGCUUUGGAACUACCACAGCUGCGCUUUCCUUCAAACAGGUUCAAGAGUCUGUCCAAAACUGACGGCCUGUACGGAUCGUUUUACAUCGAUCCGGAAUUUCUGGACAAGACGAAGGAUUUGAAAAAGUACAAGCAACGUUCCAAGUACUACACCAGCCUGAUGCGAAGCCGAACCAACCUGCGGGAACGCCUCCAAGUCAACGCGCCCAGCUUCGACGAGGAGCAACUCGGCUUCAAAACCAAGUUCUUCAACCGACUCGCGACCGAAUGGGACAACUACUACGUUCACGAACUCCGCUACCGGCCAAGAGUGCGUAAGUUCUGCCCAAAAACGGACAUUCUGAGUAUGCGCGAUCAACGGCGCAAAACCUUCCUGCAGUACUACAUCGCGGAGAACCUGCUCAAGAUUCGCGAAAAGCAGAUGCUGGAGAAGAAAUUUGCCAAGUGGAUCAAGGACUUUUGUCACGAGACGAAACCGCUGUUCAAGAAGUGGAAGGACGAUGCGUACGAUCGGGUGCUGGCGAUGGGCGAGCGCGAGAAGGAAGCCCAGCAGGAGUCCAAGCGGUUGAAGAACAUGCUGCUGGAUCGGCAGAACAAGAUCUCCGCGAUUACGGAGAAGAUUCUGCUGCAGGAGGAACGCUGGACGCGGAUCAUGCAAAUCCGCAACUACUACUUUAUGCUGAUGGAUCCCCAGUGGAGACUGGAGCAAGAUCAUCUCCACCGAGCACCGGAUGGGUCGUUGAGUACGGUGUCGGAUAGUGUAGCAAACUGCCGAACGCUGUUCAUCCGGACGGAGGGUAACAACAUUGGCACAGAAAUCGCGACUUUCUACCAACAGCGGAUCUUUCCGGAACUGGCCAAGCAACCGGUUUGCGUGCCCCAGGUGGAGAUGCUUCAACGUGGGCUUAGUCUGAUAAACCAUCGUACGAUCGAUCUGAUCCACAAGUACAACAACAAGCUGAUGAUCUUCAGCCGGAUAGAUUUCCACUAUCGGGGGGUGCUGGAGGACUUCCCGCGGUACUUUAGCAGCCAUCACGACAUGCUGGAGAUGUACAGCAGCAAGGUGGCGAUGAUCCAGCGUAAGAAUGAAGCUAUGAAGCAGCAGGUCAGCGAGCUGCUGGGGGAACCGCUGAAGCAGUGUGUUAGCAACAAAGCCAUGCGAGUUACUGCGACUAUUUUGAGUCAGCUGUACGAUUUCAUCCGGAAGUCGAAGAAUUUGGAACCGGAAAUUGUUGAAAUCAGCAGCAUGGAGAAGCUUUCCAUUAUCCAUCAGCACAUUGUGGACUUACUGGCCGAGCUGGAUAAGCUGCCGCUGGAUGUGCUGAAGUCGUCUGAGCUGGAAGCUAGGAAGAAUCGAAAGCAAGCUCUCAGACAGGCGAAUGAUGCCCUGAAAAGGAAGGAAGUGUUUGAUCUGCUGAGGAAGCAGCUGCGAUGGCACGUUCGGAAAUAAAUUUGUUUAUAGGUCAUUCCAUUCCAAUAAAUCCAUAAUUCAUACAAUUGUUAAGAGCACCAUUGAUUUUU
This is a messenger RNA of Culex quinquefasciatus (southern house mosquito), 3208 nucleotides long. RefSeq lists its product as uncharacterized. NCBI's taxonomy places the organism in Eukaryota, Metazoa, Arthropoda, Insecta, Diptera, Culicidae. The coding region runs from base 213 to 3137 and encodes 974 amino acids. The record is from RefSeq and is a predicted model, not a curated record. The transcript has 5 exons.